Blastomyces dermatitidis ER-3 is the source of this 3657-nucleotide messenger RNA. RefSeq lists its product as uncharacterized. The record is from RefSeq and is a predicted model, not a curated record. Lineage: Eukaryota; Fungi; Ascomycota; Eurotiomycetes; Onygenales; Ajellomycetaceae. Gene Ontology annotation, cellular component: mRNA cleavage and polyadenylation specificity factor complex. Gene Ontology annotation, molecular function: mRNA binding. The coding region runs from base 660 to 3092 and encodes 810 amino acids. The transcript has 3 exons.
CAAAUCCCCGUUUCAAUGACUAACAUUUUACAUAAGGUGCCACGUGAAUGCCCAAAGAAGCCUAGCCGUAACUACUUCACUGGAUUCUUCCCAUUUUUUCCCGCGCCUGCAAUCAAUUCAAACACGACAAACAUCUCAAACCGUCUAUCACCAAACGUUGUAUUAUCGAUCUAUAUAUCGCGGGAAAGCUGCUCACGGCUUCAUUGAUCAGAGCUUUCCUUUAUUUAAAAAAAAUAAAAAAUUAUUAUUUUACGCGUUUGGCCCAUCUCGCCACUGUUCGAAUUUGCUUUGACGCCUCCCCGCUCGACACGGAAAAAGAUCGUGGGAGUUGCAGUUUUUGAUAUUCCAAUUGAAUAACUCAAACUAAACGGAUUCGGUUUGGAGGUAUAUACAUACAUAAACUGGGGGUACGUAGGAGAGGGAAGAAUAGAUAACUGAAUUACACUUUUUGCGCCUGCAAUGCGCUUUGGGAAGAUUUUGAGCUCUUGUGAGGCUUGUUGAACGGGGCCACGGACGUUGCGAAUUUGGGUUGUGCGGUUAACAAUAUAACCAGAAUAAAGUAACCUCAUCUGCUGCUGUCUAUAGCUCUAGCUAUCUUAUCCCAUCUUCCCCGCUUUACGCGCUGCAAAAAUAAUUGUAUACUCGAAAGGCUUCCAGAUAUGACUUCAACCUCUCAGCAUCAGCAUCAGCAACAGCAACAGCAACAGCAACAACCACAACAAUCCCAACCCUCGAACCCCGACUUCCCACCCCCCCAUCACCACCUCUCUAACAGCGCACAGCAGCAACAGCAACAACACAGCCUAGCCGUCGCCGCCAGUGCCGCUGCCGGCUAUGCUGCCGAUAAUCACCUGGCAGGCCUUGUAGAGGCCGCCACUGCCGCCGCGGGACAAGAUGUCAGCUGGGCGCAGAAUGAGGACGGAGAUGCGAGCAUGAUGGGCCAUGGGCGCGCGCUGCAGAACCAUCUCGACGGGUAUCCGGGCUCCAAUGCUGUGGCUGGUGGCGCGGGUGGGGCGUUACAUUUGGAUGAUGGGUUCGUGGGCGACCCGACGGGGAAUGGGCAGGUGCAUUUUAGCGGGAUGUCUGCUGGGACGGGGGCGGGGGCAGGGCAUGGAACGGGACAUGGGAAUGGGUCUGUGGUUGGUGUGUCGACAACUACUGCCGCAGCUGCUACUGCUGCGGCGGCGACGAGACAGAUGCGCCAUGCGAAUGUUGGUAGGGUCGAGACGGCCCUGCCUAGGAAACGGAAGCGGGCGGGAACUACUGCUGCCAAUGUCGAUCCGGCUAUGACUGGUGGCGUGGCGGCGGAGGGGGAGUAUGAUGAUGGCUCUGCUGCUGUUGCGAACAGUGGUGCUGCUGGUGCUACUGGUGCCGGUGCAGGAACCGAGGACGACCACCACAUGAUCACGGACGGAAAUCGGAACGGAGGCGGCCACGGCCACAGCCACGGUCUCGAUAUCCGCGAGCUACCACCGCAACAAGCGUUAUCUGACGCGCGCGCAGCGGGGGUCCAUUCCGCCGCCGCCCUCUUCCGCCAACCCUCCGCCACCAGCAAGAAAUACACGCGCCCGCCCAUGUCGAAGAUGUUCUCCUCGCUGGGCCUGUCGCCGGAGAACUUCUUGCACCUGCAGGCCGCGGCGAAGGCAUAUAUGCUUGACCCGGCACAUCCGGAGAGACGCGAUUGUGUGGGUCAGAGGGGGAAGGGGGAUACGGAGAUGGUUAAGCUACGGCUGUGGAAUUGUGUGAGGGAGUUUUUGGAUAGGGAGGGGAAUGGGGAGCGGUUUUUUGGGGAAGGGGUUGGGGUUGGGAUGGGGGGUCAUGGUUCUGGUACUGCUGGUGGUGGUGGUGGAGCUGGGAUGAUGGGGGUCGGAAUGGGGAUGGGGUUGGGUGUUGGCGUGGAGUCAAGGCCGCCGUUGGUUUGGCCGAGGGAUGAGCAGAGGAUUAUUUCGCUCGUUAUGCCGUUGCUUCGGCGGAUGGUUACGAAUGAGCGGCAGAGGCAGUAUGCGAUUGAGACGAGGAAGGGUGGGGCGGGUGCGGAGGAAAAGAAGAAGAGGAGGCAGAUGGGGGAGGGCAUUUCGACUCUCACGCCGGAACGUGGGUUCGCGUCACAGCAGCAGCAGCAGCAUCAACAGCAGCAACAGCAGCAACACCAUGGCGGUUCGGAGAUGGAGCUGGGGUUACUGGACCUGUUAACUGAAGGGUAUCCAACUGAUUGGGAGUCGAUCGCGCGGUCCUAUGAUAAUUACAAUAUAGAUUACCGGUUGGAUAACCUGGGUUCCAUAUCCGGUCUGCAACAGGCGGAUUGGUGGGGUCUUGUUGCUGCGAUUGACAGCCAUUAUCAGAUUUACCACUCGGGAAAUGCCUCAGAUUGUAGUAGAGAUUGUGAGGAAUGUACUAUCAAUCAUAUUGUUUCGUCGGAUAGUGUGUCGCAGGCUGGAUGGAGGGUGGGGAUGGGAAGUGCGGGUGGCCCGUUACAGACGGAAGAUUUGGCGGCGAGGAAUUACUUUGCGACGGGAAUAACUCGCGACGUGACCCAUCUCAUCCGUGAUACGAUCCUCAACCAGCAACAGCAACAACAACAGCAACAACAGCAACAACCCUCACCACCCUCAACAUCACCCGCGACCUCAACAACGACCACCACAACGGCCCCGCAAAUCCCAGCCCACCAAAUAACCAUCCACAUCAACACCACUAACCCCAGCACCAAGGGCACCAAACGCCUCAUCCCCCGCCUCGACAUUUCCGCCGACCAGUGCCCUGAUCUAGCCAGCCUGCUCCAAAAGGCACGCGAGCACCACAUCCAGUUCCAGCAACAGCAUCAGAACGGCCACCAGUCCCUGCACGCGCAGCAGGCUGCUGCGGCCCUUGUUGAGGAGCCGACUUUACCCGUCAAAGUAUGGUUGGAGGAAGGGCUGGUGGAUGUGCAGACGGAUGCGGAGUGGAUGGUUGCGCUGGGCAAGGUUAGUACGGUGGAUUGGAUGGAUGGGGAGUUGAGGGUUCUUAUUGUUCAGGGUGGUGGUGGUGGUGGUGAUGAUGCCGCGGGGAAAAUGGGAAAAGGAGCAGGUGAGGUGUUUAAGGUGACGGAUUAGUUUUGUAUUUUUCCGUUCCCCUAUUUUGCGUCAGUUAUUUACUGGCUAAUCGUAUAUGGGAUGUGGUGGAUUCCACAAUUUCUUUUAAUUCAAAUUCCCUGUCUAUAAUUUCGUAUGUGUAUGUGUGAGUGUGUGUGUGUGUGAGUGUGUUCAUGUUUCAUGUUUCAUGUUUCAUUACUAUUUAUUUAUUUGAUAUCUAAAUGAACAAAAACAGGGCCUUUGCUUUUCUUUUUCUUGCCAGCGGGGUCUCAGUGGGGGUUCUUCAUUUCACCAGUCCAUAUACAUCUUUUACCUGAAGUUCAUGCCAAUGUGUUGUCAAUUAUUAUUUUACUCCCUGCCAUUACUGGUUUUCUUAUUAUAUAUUUCUUUAUGUUCAACUGGCAACCUGUUUUUAUUUAAAAGGAAACGAGGAGAGGUGUGGCGGAUAGAAUGAGGGGAAUGCAGACAGACAUGGGGGAUCAUAGUAGGAAUCUCAUCGAGCCUUGAUUCUUCCACCGAUAUACAUACAUAGACAGACAUAUUUUUGUGUAGGGAGCUCUUUGAGUUCUUUCUCCGAAUAUACAAG